UCGCAGAGACCAAAAGGACAAGACAGUAAAGUUUUUCCACUAGGGCGCUCAAACAAUGAUCUUAUUUCAGUGCAAAAUGGAUCCCUACACCAGAAGGACAACGUUCACGACAACGACUUCGAGCAGUACCUGUCCGGCCAGUCCAAUCAGAGUAACAGCUACCCUUCAAUGACGGACCCAUACCUCUCCAGCUACUACCCUCCAUCGAUUGGUUUCCCGUACUCCCUCAGUGAGGCACCGUGGUCAACAGGUGGGGAUCCUCCUAUCCCGUACCUCACCCCGUAUGGACAGCUGAGCAAUGGAGACCACCAUUUCAUGCACGAUGCCGUGUUUGGCCAGCCUGGUGGACUUGGAAACAACAUCUACCAACAUCGUUUCAACUUCUUCCCCGAGAACCAUGCCUUCUCCGCCUGGGGCACCAGCGGCUCUCAGGGCCAGCAGACUCAGAACUCUGCCUAUGGAGGUAGCUAUAGCUACCCGCCAAGCUCUCUGGGGGGCACCAUUGUGGAUGGACAGACCGGGUUUCACAAUGAGACUCUGAACAAGGCACCUGGCAUGAACAGCAUUGAGCAGGGCAUGGUGGGGCUAAAGAUAGGUAGCAAUGUCACCGCCUCUGCAGUCAAGACAGUGGGCUCUGUAGUCAAUAGUGUGGGAAUGCCUAGUGCCCUGUCUGGCAAUGGGGGCCCAAGCAUAAGCAUGCCACCCCCGAAACCCACCUCUUGGGCCGCCAUAGCCAGCAAACCUGCCAAACCCCAGCCUAAGACAAAAACCAAGCCUGUGACCAUCAUUGGCGGAGCCCUGCCUCCGCCACCCAUCAAACACAACAUGGACAUCGGCACAUGGGAUAACAAGGGCCCUGUCACAAAGCCCCCGAUGGCUCAGCAAAUCCCAUCUCCUCAGUCCAUCCUUCAACCACAACCCCAACAGCAGCUGCUGCAGCCCAUCCCGGCCCAACCACCGCCUUUAUCCCAAGCCCCCUUCCAAAACCCUCCACCACCACCGCAGCAGCAGCAACAGGCUCCACAAAACCGCUGGGUAGCCCCUCGGAACAGGAACGCUGCCUACGGGCAAGGUGGGGGACCUGAUGGCAAUCCCUUGGGUGGGGCCCAGCCUCAUGCUGCUCCCGGUAGUGACUCCCAUCCAGUGUUGGAGAAGCUCAAAGCCUCCCACAGCUACAACCCCAAGGACUUUGACUGGAACCUGAAAAAUGGACGAGUGUUUAUCAUUAAGAGCUACUCCGAGGACGAUAUCCACCGCUCCAUCAAGUACUCUAUCUGGUGUAGCACAGAGCAUGGGAAUAAGCGUCUAGACAGCGCCUUCCGCUCCAUGAACGCCAAAGGGCCGGUCUACUUGCUCUUCAGCGUCAACGGCAGUGGACAUUUCUGUGGCGUGGCCGAGAUGCGGUCACCCGUCGACUACGGCACCAGCGCCGGUGUCUGGUCGCAGGACAAGUGGAAGGGCAAGUUUGACGUCAAGUGGCUCUUUGUCAAGGACGUCCCGAACAACCAGCUGAGGCACAUCCGCCUGGAGAACAACGACAACAAACCGGUCACAAACUCGCGAGACACGCAGGAGGUGCCCUUAGAAAAAGCGAAAUUAGUGCUUAAAAUCAUUGCCACUUACAAGCACACGACCUCCAUCUUUGAUGACUUUUCUCAUUAUGAGAAGCGCCAGGAGGAGGAAGAGGUCGUGCGCAAGACUGGCAGUGGCAUCCGAGAGAGGAACUGCUAGCAAACGAGAGGGAGAAGAAGGUUUGGAAGGAGUGCCAGACCCGAAGCAAACCCUAAGGACACGGCUUCACCUUUCUGAAUAGAACUGAUCUUAAAAGACAAAAAAACAAACAAAAAAAAAAGUAACUUUCAGAGGUGAUUUAAACAAUUAAAAAAAAAAAAAAAAAACUGAAAUAGACAUUUUGUGGUGCAGCCUGUAGGCCUGGGACUGAAAUGACGCUUUUCAGUAUCUGUGUAUCUUCUAACGCAGGCUACAACAUAACCUCCACUCCUAAAAUAAUUUCAUUUUUUUUUUUGUUUUAUCUUUCUUUGUUUUUUGGCCAGUCCGCCUGUCUUUCUUGUAUCAUUAUACACCUGUAGAUUAUAAGUGUACUAUUACUCUUCUUUCCCAACCCCCUCCCCCUCUCCCGACCCAUAUCUGCUAUAUGUCCUGGGGAAUAAAAAAAAUAAGAAAUAUUCGUUUGUCAAACGGACCCCAAAUUUGAAGGCAGACUCCAAAUAAUCGAGAGAAAAAAUUUCCUUGCCACUGUAGGGGUGGGUCCUGGCUCCGCCCCCCACCUCACUAUAUAACUAGCGUGACAACCUGUGAAAUGUAAUGAAUAAGCCGUUUGUGCUGUGUUCCUGGGCACCUCCAGAAUUUAAUAAUCAAUGUCAUUUAAACCAUA
This is a messenger RNA of Rana temporaria (common frog), 2395 nucleotides long. RefSeq names its product YTH N6-methyladenosine RNA binding protein 1 (gene YTHDF1). The record is from RefSeq and is a predicted model, not a curated record. The coding region runs from base 169 to 1731 and encodes 520 amino acids. Gene Ontology annotation, biological process: mRNA destabilization. The transcript is spliced from 5 exons. Gene Ontology annotation, molecular function: mRNA binding; N6-methyladenosine-containing RNA reader activity. Gene Ontology annotation, cellular component: cytoplasm. NCBI's taxonomy places the organism in Eukaryota, Metazoa, Chordata, Amphibia, Anura, Ranidae.